This is a messenger RNA of Daphnia carinata, 1032 nucleotides long. RefSeq lists its product as uncharacterized. Gene Ontology annotation, cellular component: delta DNA polymerase complex. The record is from RefSeq and is a predicted model, not a curated record. Gene Ontology annotation, biological process: nucleotide-excision repair, DNA gap filling; DNA replication proofreading; base-excision repair, gap-filling. The transcript has 2 exons. Lineage: Eukaryota; Metazoa; Arthropoda; Branchiopoda; Diplostraca; Daphniidae. Gene Ontology annotation, molecular function: 3'-5'-DNA exonuclease activity; nucleotide binding; DNA-directed DNA polymerase activity. The coding region runs from base 722 to 1003 and encodes 93 amino acids.
CAGAAAAAGAUGUACCUCGAUAAAUAACAUCAUUCGAAGAAGCCGGCCUGCGCCUACUACUACUUCAAAACAUUAAGAUUGCUGGCUACAUAAAAUCAACACCUAUACAGAAAGCUUCAGUUGCAGAUAUUCUUGCCAAAAGAGAUUUGAUUACUUGUGCUGUCACGGGCUCCGGCAAAACGGUAAUCCAAUUAAUGAACGCUGUGUAAUUUUGAAACCUUGAUGCCUUCGUACUAACUUGAUUCGAAUGGGUCGAUAUGAACUGGGUAAGUUGAGGUAAAAGUAAUUUUGAGUGGGCACGUCUGUGAUUGCGACUACGAAAAGGUCCAAUUGCAUUUAAGAUACUCAAGAAACCCUUCGUGACAUUCGUUGAUUAAGUCAUCUAAAAUUUCACAUUUUUUCAUAUAGGCGGCGUACUUGGUACCGUUUAUGAACAUAUUGUUAGAACAAGGUGUUUCUGGUGCAUCCCCGCCAUGGUUCAAAAGCCAGAAGUUGUAAUUGUCGCACGCACUCGUGAAUUUUCGAUUCAAAUUCACCGCGGGGCGUGUAAAUUCUCCUACAAUUCGGUUUUAAAAUCUGUCAUAUAUCAAGGAACUGUCACGAGCCAUCAUCGGUCAAAUCUUCAAGCUGGGUGCAAUACUCUUGUCGCGACCGCGGGGCGACUCGAGGAUUUUCUCAAUUAGUGUCACGUCAGGUAAUCUAUGGUAACACAGAUUCCGUAAUGGUGAAAUUCGGUGUACCCACGGUGGCCGAAGCCAUGGAAUUAGGCCGAGAAGCUGCCGCAUUUGUGUCGGCAAAAUUUGUCAAACCCAUUAAUUUGGAAUUCGAAAAAGUCUAUUACCCCUAUUUAUUGAUCAACGAAAAGAGGUAUCCAGGAUUGUAUUGGACCAAACCUGAAAAGUUUGACAAAAUGGAUUGUAAGGGUUUAGAAACUGUUCGUCGUGAUAAUUGUCAACUCGUUGCCAAUCUUAUCAAUAGCUGGUCUGCAGAAAAGUUUGAUUGAUCGGUAAACAAAAAGUCAUCAGUUUUAGU